AAUUUAAUAUAAAGAUCAGUUAAAGACAUAUGUGCCAGAAAGGUGACGAGUGUGAAUACUACAAUAGACAUGUAUGUACCAGAGUGUUAUGUCCAAGGUGACAAGUGUGAAUACUUCUUUCGGAAGUGGAGCUAGCUUUAUGCGUGAGUGCUAGAAGGAAUCACUGUAAUUCUCACUCACAAGAUCCCCCAGGCACGUAUAAAAAGACCCCCACUCUUCCAUUCCAUGGCUCGAUCACUGGGACAAACAAGCCUUUGGCAAUGGAGAAGUUUGUAGCUCUCGUUCUCGCUGUUCUUGUUCUAGCCGCGAUCGCAAGGAGCGAAGGGGCGACUUGCAACACGAUCCAGCUCGCGCCCUGCCUCAGUGCCGUGCAAAAGGGUGGAGCUACCAAGACUCCAUCUACAUCCUGCUGUUCUAACAUCAAGAAGUUCACUCCCAAGUGCCUGUGCGAUAGCGUCCAGAGCAGUCUCGCUCAGAAGUACAAUGUGGACAUCCCCACCGCGCUCACCAUUCCCAAGCGCUGCAACGUCAACUUUAAUGUUCCCCCCGACUACACCUGCGCUGGGUACCAGGUUCCUCGUGAAGUUCCAACUUGAGCUUCCAGGAGCGUAAAGUUCCCCGGGUGUCUAAAUAAGAUUUUAGAUCAUAGUGAUCUGGAAAACUUGUCGGUAUGACAGCAAUCGAUCAGUAUGUACGAGAAAGAAGAUGCAAAUAGCGAAUGCUUACGUUUGAGCUCGUUAGA
Selaginella moellendorffii is the source of this 742-nucleotide messenger RNA. Its product is annotated as non-specific lipid-transfer protein 2-like. Gene Ontology annotation, biological process: systemic acquired resistance. Lineage: Eukaryota; Viridiplantae; Streptophyta; Lycopodiopsida; Selaginellales; Selaginellaceae. The coding region runs from base 261 to 596 and encodes 111 amino acids. The record is from RefSeq and is a predicted model, not a curated record. The transcript has 3 exons. Gene Ontology annotation, molecular function: fatty acid binding.